Messenger RNA from Triticum turgidum subsp. durum (durum wheat), 582 nucleotides. NCBI's taxonomy places the organism in Eukaryota, Viridiplantae, Streptophyta, Magnoliopsida, Poales, Poaceae. The record is from the annotation of a GenBank genome assembly.
AUGAUGCUCUACAAAAUCCACUCCCAUGCCCAAAUCCAAGACCUGCAGGCCCGCUCCGAUGAGCUGGGCCACUCCAAUAAGUCCAUGCUUGUGAGUCUUGUCUCUCUGGAGUCGGUGCGCAUAGCGUGGGAGUCGUAUGCGCUCCUCCGCCCGCUGAUCAUGGAGUCGAGGUCCUGGGAAUGCCCGCAGCUGGAUUCCCUCUCGGACGUGGCAGGCUUGUCGCUGGAAAUCCAAAAGCUUGAGCAUGAUGUGUUACCCCAGCUCAAGCUUCAGGAGGGUAAGCUGGAACGGGGUGCCCUGGAAGCCCUCCUACUCAUUAAGAACUCAGCAAGUAAGCUCUUACAUUUGAGGAAGUGCUUUGAGGAAGCCUUGGGCGUAUUGCUUGCCAAGGAGGAUCUGGUCUCAGCCAAAGUCAAAAGGCUGAGCAUGAUGCUAAACGAUACUGCUGUUCAUGUACUCAAAGCUAACAACACUCGCUUGUUUAAGGAGUGUGUCCUGUUUCUGGUCCAGCUGGUCACCGAUGUGUUGGAGACCCCGGUUCGUUUCUGUGAUACUCGUAAGUGUAAGCAUUCUGAUGAGUAG